AUGCUCACCAAAACUAAUACUAGCCUUUCCACCUCCCGGAAACCUCUCCUGCGCGUCCUCCAGGUCUGCGACUUCCACGCCGAUUGCCCCAGCGGAGACGACGAGACAUCCUGCGGCACCACGGACUUCGAGCAAAACCUCGGAGGAUGGCAGGAUAUCAGCGAUAACGACGCCAGCUACAUGUGGUCGAGGAUCGCCGCCGUGGAAGCUACGUACCCGCAUGGAACGGCGCCCUCGCACGACCACACGAUCGCCGACACACAGGAGGGCUACUUCAUGUGGGCUCCGGGGUCGUUCGAGGGUGACGUGAAUUCGGGAAACACCGCCAUCGUCCGCUCACCCGCCAUAGGUCCUUCGGUUAUUCCUUGCAAGCUAGUGUUCUGGUACCAAUUAGCUCUUGGAGGUCCAGAUAUACGUGUUAUUCUGGACAGCGAGGAGGAUACCUGGUUGUGGGAAAAGACGGUUGAGCCUUCUGUUGUGUCCGAGUGGAGGAGAGCGCAGUUAGAGAUUGGGGAAUACGGGUUUAAGAUAUAUAUCCGAUUCAUCAUCAACCUUGGUACAAUUACAACAGUCAGUUACGAUGUCUGUGUCGACGAUAUUGAGUUUCAAGACUGUGCCCCUGAUACCCCGCCCUCUAAGGACCCUGUGAUCUGUACCUUCGACGUCCCCUGCGAGUUGUUCCAGAGUCACAACGAUGAUGGAAAAUGGUACAUUUACGAAUAUUGCGAUCCCAACAAUUUCUGUCUCGCGACAAACACGCUCCAGCCCGGUUCUCGCGUGGUCCAGACUUGGUGGCGCCUCCCGUCGGAUCAGUUCUGCGUCUCCUUCAGGUACAUCGUGGAGGAGAGAACGAGCCUGAGGGUCCUCGUGGCCACCGGGAACGCCACGACCGAGAUCUGGACGCGGAAGCACAGCGGCAUCUCCGCGUGGAGGACGCAGCACCUGCAACUGUCCAGCGAUGCGUUGUACCAGAUUCACAUCGACGGCAACAUCGAGGAAGAAUAUGACAACUCCGUCUUCCUGGACGACGUGAAGAUCGUGGAAGGGCGCUGUCCGGCCUCCUUCACCUGCACCUUCGACGAGGAUUCGGAAGUUUGCCUGUGGGAGAACUUCGAGCAUGAGGCUGCGACCGCCCAUUGGGACCGCGGGUCGGGGGAGGAAGGGCGGCCCGACACACCGUCAACCGACCACUCCUGGGGGUCGUCGCAGGGCCACUUCCAGUACCUGCCCCGUGGGGACGACCAGGACGACCACCACGGGUUCCUCAAGAGCCCCGAGAUCACCACCACCACGCCUGAGGGAGAUUGCUUCCAGUUCUGGUUCUUCCUGAAGUCAACCGGUGAAUUACCCGUCGGCGAGCUGGGCGUGCGACUCCUGAAGGACGGAGAGCUUGGCGACCGGAUCUGGCAGCACGACUACGCCGGGCACGAGGGUUGGCAAUACGGCGAAGUCACCGUCGGGCACGAACGGGACUUCAGCAUCCUCCUGGAGGGUCUGCGUCAGAGAGGCAGGGAAGGCUUCAUGGCCUUUGACGACCUGUCUGUAGAGCGAGGUCCCUGCGGCGCCCCCGGGUCGUGCACCUUCGAGGGCGGCAUGUGCGGGUGGGCUGACGGAGGCUCCAUCGGGGGUCAUUAUACGACUAACGACUGGCAGUGGAUGCAGGCGGAGAAAUCCGAGAACGGCCCUGUAGUGGAUCACACUACUUACUCGGGACAAGGUCAUUACGUGAUAGCUGAUGUGGAGGAGUGUUAUCUUUCUGAAUGUUACGCCAAUCUCGACAGUCGUGAUAUCAGGCCAACCAAUGACACCUACUGCUUGUCCUUCUUUUAUAAUGCACGGUACCUGGGUGAAAACAACCUGUUAAACAUUGAAGUCGUAGACGUAGAGAGCGGCCUAUCCAAAAACAUGGGCGUCCUUAAAUACACCCCCGAUGAGGAGACGUGGCUCAACCACCAAGAGAAGCUGAGUGACAUCAGCCACCUCUUCCGCGUCCGCUUGUAUGCCAGAGCCUACAAACAAGCGGUGCAAGGAAAAGCGUACAUCGCCCUGGACGACAUCGAACUGUUCCCCGGAACGUGUUAUCCGUCCCCGGGAAGCACCCCACUCCCCCAAACGACCCCCGCGCCCGAGAGCAAGCUGACCUGCUCCUUCGAGGAUGACUUCUGCGGCUGGAGUCAGGACACGGCUGACAGCGGGAACUGGGAGCUGAUAAACGGCGUCCACGCAGUCGGCGACGACGGAGACGGCUUGGGUCCCGCGGUCGAUCACACGUCACACUUGUCGGCGGGGCACUUCCUCUACGUGGACACGAAGAUGGGAUCUAACUCCGCGAUUCGACUCGUGUCCGAGGAGAUCCCGACGAGCGACGCCGGCCACUGCUUCUCCUUCUACUACUACCUGCACGGGAGCAAGCCGCCCUCUCUCAGCCUCUACCUCGAAACGGACGGAGUGGCGAAUGAGCACCCCAGCUGGGCGCGCGCUGGCGAGGCCGGGGAGGAAUGGCUUCCAGUGAGGCUGUCCCUUCCCCCAGAGCCAGGCCACGCCCACAAGGUCGUGCUGGAGGCGGGGCUUGGCGAGAACGACCACACCGACCUCGGACACGCCGCCCUCGACGAUUUCCUGCUUACUGAUGGCUCCUGUUCGGCGCUUAAUUCUGGAAUCCAAUGUGAAUUCGAAACCUCUGACUUGUGUGAAUUCUCCAUCUUGCACCUGAAUAGCAAUUCAGGGUGGACUUGGGGCAGCGCUUCUUCAUCUCAGGGCGGACCCGACCUCGACCACACUUAUGGCACUGAGUACGGCCACUACGUGUACCUAAAUGCCACUUCAGCCAACACGCAAAGUUACCUUGUGAGUUCAACAAGCAACAGUGAUGGCGAUCCAAUGUGUUUGUCGUGGUACUACUACUUUUCCGGCAACACGAAUGUCAGUGUCCGAGCCUACGUCAAGAACCCGGACGCCUCCAUCGACGACCAGUUUCCUGUGUGGACGAUCGACCAGCCGGCGGGGGGCGAGGGGUGGAUCUUGGCUCUGGCUUCAGUGCAGAUUUUUGGUGAUUACCAUCCAUCUCUUCUUACAGAGCUGACAGUCUCAAUCCUUACCGGCGAAGAAGAGAACCAGGUUUUCAACCGAUCCGGCAACCAAGGAGACCAGUGGCACUUAGGGAGAUUUACCAUAGCAGAGGACCGGGAUGUCGUUUUGAGAAUCCUGGCAACUGUGGGUUCAGGAGAGGAGAGCGACAUCGCAAUAGAUGACACGUGGACAUCGCUGAGCGCCUGUGAGGAUAUUCCUGAUCAGUUCUUGUGCAACGAUGGUUCGAUCAUCGGUAUCGACAAGAGGUGUAAUUUCGUCCCUGACUGCGAAGACAAGACUGACGAGGAUGACUGCGGCGAAUGUGAUUUCGAGUUUGGGAUCUGUGGCUGGGAACUCCUCAACAGUACCGACUACCGCUGGGUGCUGGGUCGUAACCUGAGCGACGACGACUCCUACAACAGCUUCAUAUACGACCACACUUUAGGCACGGCGGAGGGCCACUUCCUCUACGUGGACAGGGGUGUAGGGGAAUACGAUGGCCCUGCGUGGCACUCUCGCCCACGCUGCACAACGCCUAUGUUGACUGCGCCUUCACCUUCUGGUA
Penaeus monodon (black tiger shrimp) is the source of this 3634-nucleotide messenger RNA. Its product is annotated as MAM and LDL-receptor class A domain-containing protein 2-like. Gene Ontology annotation, molecular function: protein binding. Lineage: Eukaryota; Metazoa; Arthropoda; Malacostraca; Decapoda; Penaeidae. The record is from RefSeq and is a predicted model, not a curated record. Gene Ontology annotation, cellular component: membrane.